AUGGGAUCGAUUCGCCAACGACUUUUAGAGGCUCAAGAAAGAACUACCGAACAAGUCAAGGUGAUUCGCUUAAGGUUGCUAACCGCUCAAAGUCGACAAAAGAGCUAUGCCGACUAUCGUCGUCGCCCAUUAUCAUUCGAAGUGGGAGAUCACGUGUUUCUUAAAGUAUCGCCACGUCGAGGUUUAUCACGUUUUGGGAAGAAAGGAAAGCUUUCAUCGUGUUAUAUCGAUCCAUUCGACAUUAUCGAGAAAAUCGAGGAGGUUGCGUACCGUCUAGCUUUGCCAUCGAGAUUAUCGAAUGUGCAUGAUGUGUUUCACUCCGAACUCGAAUUGGAAGCCGACGCAUCAUAUGGGGAAGAGCCAAUACGUAUCCUAGACACGCGUGAUCAAGUGUUGAAGGGUAAGACGAUAUCACUAGUGCAAGUAUUGUGGAAAAGUCAGGGUAGUGAGGAGUUGACUUGGGAACGAGAAGAUGAAGUUAGGGAGAAGUACCCGUACCUAUUUCCGGGAUAA
Molecule: messenger RNA, 513 nt
Organism: Rhododendron vialii
Lineage: Eukaryota; Viridiplantae; Streptophyta; Magnoliopsida; Ericales; Ericaceae
Exons: 2
Coding region: 1-513 (170 amino acids)
Source: RefSeq, a predicted model, not a curated record